AUUUGAACAUUCAGUUGACAUCGAGUCGCGAUCGCGAAAUAUCAUUCUUUCUGAAGCGUUUCGCUAACGCAAAUCAAAGGAUUUGCAGUGUGUUGUUGUUUUAUUCAAAAAAAGGACGAUACCAAAAUAAAAAGAAUAAACAUUUUCAAAGUGAAAUAUUGUGAAAUAAUAACAACGUUCAUUGUGUGGCCGAAAUAAAAUAUAUUUUCGUUAGACAACCCAUUUACGAGAAGGAGUAGUGUCUUCAAAACAUGGCCAAUUCUAAGGUGCUUGGCUCAAGACGGAUGACAGUGUGGGCAGCGUGCUUGUUCGCUCUGGUGGCUGUUUCACAGGGUUUCGAUGAAACCCUGCGCAGAGAUUUCCCUGGACCCUAUUGCCAGAAAAUCGACAGGUGUUGUGAUAACAGACAGGACAGCUGUGCAGUGCCAAUAGCAGAUACUUUGUGCUACUGUGAUGCCUUCUGUGAUCGUGAUCGUUCCGCUGAUUGCUGCCCCGACUACUAUUCAUUCUGCCAUGGUAAACCCGAUCCGAUCGUUACCUGCCUCCACAACGGCGUCCAUUUCAGCAAAUACAAUACGACACGUGACAAUUGCAACGAAUGCCGCUGCUUGGAGGGUGGACAUGUUGAGUGCGACACCGAUUUGUGUCUAACCGACGACGAUCUAAUACACAACAUCAAUUCGAUCAACAUGCUGGGCUGGUCUGCACGCAAAUACAACGAAUGGUGGGGCCACAAAUACUCUGAGGGUCUGACCAAACGUUUGGGCACCAAGGAACCCACCAUCCGCGUCAAGAGCAUGGUUGGUUUGCACAACAAAGCCGAAGGUUUGCCAAGGAAUUUCAAUGCCAUCGACAAGUGGUCCGGAUACAUUUCCGAUGUCCCUGAUCAAGGCUGGUGUGGCUCCUCUUGGGUCAUUUCAACCACCUCUGUGGCCUCUGAUCGUUUUGCCAUCCAAAGCCGUGGCAAGGAGGUGAUCCAACUUUCACCACAAAAUAUUCUCUCCUGCACACGUAGACAACAAGGUUGCAACGGUGGUCAUUUGGAUGCUGCAUGGCGUUAUUUGCACAAGCCAGGUGUUCUUGAUGAGACCUGCUACCCCUAUGUUGGACGCCGUGAAAGUUGCAAAGUUCACCGUCACUCCCUUUCUGCUAAUGGCUGCAGACCAGCAGCAGGUGUGGAUCGCGAUGGCUUAUACAAGGUGGGCCCCGCCUAUUCUAUCCAGAAUGAGACUGAUAUAAUGGCUGAAAUCUUCCACUCUGGCCCCGUUCAAGCCACCAUGCGUGUGUACAGAGAUUUCUUCUCGUACUCCGGCGGCAUAUACCGUCACACCGCUGCCAGUCGCAACGCUCCCGUUGGAUUCCAUUCAGUCAAAUUGGUCGGUUGGGGUGAGGAACAUGAUGGUGUUAAAUAUUGGGUUGCUGCCAACUCCUGGGGUCCCUGGUGGGGUGAACAUGGCUACUUCCGCAUUUUGCGUGGCUCCAACGAAUGCGAUAUCGAAGACUAUGUCCUGGCUGCCUGGCCCGAUGUGUACAACUACUUCAAGACCAGUCCUUACUGAGCUGACCGCCUAAUCAGCACUACUACCAACGACAAAGAGACCUCAGCCAAAUUAAGCAACGCUAAUUAAUCUCGUUACUUUUCCAUAAUUUAAGUGCCGUUCUCUUUCGAAGCAAACGAAUCUUUAAAAUAUUUGUAGUUUCUAAGUUUAGUUUUUAGUCGUUAGAUGAUGCAGAUGAUGAUGUAGAUGAUGUAGGGCGGCAGGAAGACGAGCGCCAAUACCGACCGUAUUGGCAUUUUCCAUUUAGGUGUCGUGUCGCCAACUGAAAAUGCAAAAACUAACAAAUCAGUGAAGUAUUUAUAGCUUUGUUCGUUUCUCUAACUCGUAAGAUUAUUUUUUUUUAUUAUUUGAAUAGGAUUAUUAUAUAACUAUUAUUUAUAACAAAUUAUUAUUAUUAUAUAUUUU
This is a messenger RNA of Musca domestica (house fly), 1964 nucleotides long. It is a transcript of the gene Swim, whose product is annotated as tubulointerstitial nephritis antigen-like. NCBI's taxonomy places the organism in Eukaryota, Metazoa, Arthropoda, Insecta, Diptera, Muscidae. Gene Ontology annotation, cellular component: lysosome. Gene Ontology annotation, biological process: proteolysis. The transcript is spliced from 6 exons. Gene Ontology annotation, molecular function: cysteine-type peptidase activity. The coding region runs from base 252 to 1559 and encodes 435 amino acids. The record is from RefSeq and is a predicted model, not a curated record.